GCGGGUGGGGCGGGGCACGCCGAGGGGGCGUGGCGCGGCGUCUGCGCAGCUGCCAGCGCCUUUAAGCCCGGGCUCGCGCGGCCGGAGCGUGCUUUCGCCGCCCGGGAGCCUUCCGGCCCAGUAGCUUCUAGGUCCCCGCCGUCCCCGCUGUCCCGCCCCUUCCGCGUCCCGGGAACCGGCUCGCUUCUGAGCGGCACGCAUCGAGCUUCCAGGCAUGCCUCGCUACGAGCUGGCUUUAAUCCUGAAAGCCAUGCAGCGGCCAGAGACUGCUGCUGCUUUGAAGCGUACGAUAGAGGCCCUGAUGGACAGAGGAGCAAUAGUGAGGAACUUGGAAAACCUGGGUGAGCGAGCACUUCCUUACAGGAUCUCCGCCCACAAUCAGCAGUACAACAGUGGCGGGUAUUUCUUGGUGGAUUUUUAUUCACCCACCACAACUGUUGAAAGCAUGUUGAAUCACUUGUCUCGAGACACAGAUGUCAUUAGAGGGAAUAUCGUCAAACACCCUCUGACCCAGGAACUAAAAGAAUGUGAAGGGAUUGUCCCAGUCCCACUUGAAGAAAAAUUAUAUUCCACAAAGAAGAGGAGGAAGUGAGAAGAUUCGCCACAUUUUAACUUUAUGUGUAAUCCCUUCACAUUUGAGCAGCAUGGACGAGAAGGAAUAGUUUGCGGGCUUGGCCUUUAUGUAAGCGUGUGUUUCAGGUGCUGUUUGAUUUUUCUAAGGUAUUUUUAGCCCUUGAUCCCCUUUGCUGUGAGAGGUGGGGAACUGCUCACUGACAGCUUCUCUGUAAUCUGAAGUACCAGUGGGUCAUUCUUGAUUGUGUUUUCAUUAAUGUCAUUUCUUUGUCGGUGAGGACAUUAAAACAGUAUCAUCAUUUUGAAGAGCAGAACUUAUAAUACCUCCUGGGAUUGGGAGCUAGUCAUUCAGCCUGUAUGACCAUGCAGAAAUAAAAGUGGAAGACCAGUGUCUUCUAUGGGCAACUUUUGCUUUGAGUAAUAAACUUGAUUGUAGAAAUG
This is a messenger RNA of Saimiri boliviensis boliviensis (Bolivian squirrel monkey), 1014 nucleotides long. It is a transcript of the gene MRPS6, whose product is annotated as mitochondrial ribosomal protein S6. The record is from RefSeq and is a predicted model, not a curated record. Gene Ontology annotation, biological process: translation. Gene Ontology annotation, molecular function: small ribosomal subunit rRNA binding; structural constituent of ribosome. Gene Ontology annotation, cellular component: ribosome; mitochondrial small ribosomal subunit. Lineage: Eukaryota; Metazoa; Chordata; Mammalia; Primates; Cebidae.